Molecule: messenger RNA, 2797 nt
Organism: Manis pentadactyla (Chinese pangolin)
Lineage: Eukaryota; Metazoa; Chordata; Mammalia; Pholidota; Manidae
Gene: RPL3L
Product: ribosomal protein L3 like
Exons: 12
Coding region: 134-1381 (415 amino acids)
Biological process (GO): translation; ribosomal large subunit assembly
Cellular component (GO): cytosolic large ribosomal subunit; ribosome
Molecular function (GO): structural constituent of ribosome; RNA binding
Source: RefSeq, a predicted model, not a curated record
CCACAGAUGACCUAGCACCCCUGCCAGGGGCUAAAUCUGGGAUCUGGCUUCUGUAUGUCCUGGCCCUGUCACUCGACCUCCGGAGCCUGGUGGGGAGGCCCCUUCCGUUCCUGACCUGCAGGGACCCGCCACCAUGUCCCACAGGAAGUUCUCUGCCCCUCGGCAUGGACACCUGGGCUUCCUGCCCCACAAGAGGAGCCGCCGGCACCGGGGCAAGGUGAAGACGUGGCCUCGGGAUGACCCCAGCCAGCCUGUGCAUCUCACAGCUUUCCUGGGCUACAAGGCUGGCAUGACACAUACUCUGAGAGAGGUGCACCGGCCGGGUCUCAAGAUUUCCAAGAGGGAGGAGGUAGAGGCGGUGACGAUCGUGGAGACACCGCCUCUGGUGGUAGUGGGCGUCGUGGGCUACGUGGCCACCCCUCGAGGCUUGCGGAGCUUCAAGACCAUCUUUGCAGAACAUCUCAGUGACGAAUGCCGCCGCCGCUUCUACAAGGACUGGCACAAGAGCAAAAAGAAGGCCUUCACCAAAGCCUGCAAGAGGUGGCGUGACGCUGACGGCAAACAGCAGCUCCAGAAAGACUUUGCUGCCAUGAAGAAAUACUGCAAGGUCAUCCGGGUCAUCGUCCACACCCAGAUGAAGCUACUGCCCUUCCGGCAGAAGAAGGCCCACAUCAUGGAGAUCCAGUUGAACGGUGGCACGGUGGCCGAGAAGGUGGCCUGGGCCCAGGCCCGGCUGGAGAAGCAGGUGCCGGUGUAUAGUGUGUUCAGCCAGAGUGAGGUCAUCGAUGUCAUUGCUGUCACCAAGGGCCGGGGAGUCAAAGGGGUCACAAGCCGCUGGCAUACCAAGAAGCUGCCUAGGAAGACCCACAAGGGGCUGCGCAAGGUGGCCUGCAUCGGCGCCUGGCACCCUGCCCGUGUGGGCUGCUCCAUCGCUCGGGCUGGGCAGAAGGGUUAUCACCACCGCACGGAGCUCAACAAGAAGAUCUACCGCAUUGGCCGGGGGCUGCACAUGAAGGAUGGGAAAGUGGUCAAGAGCAAUGCGUCCACCAGCUACGAUGUGACCGAGAAGUCCAUCACGCCACUGGGCGGCUUCCCCCACUAUGGGGAAGUCAACAACGACUUCGUUAUGCUGAAGGGGUGCAUCGCCGGCACCAAGAAGCGGGUCAUCACGUUGAGGAAGUCCCUCCUGGUGCACCACAGCCGCAGGGCCCUGGAGAAUAUCGAACUCAAGUUCAUUGACACCACCUCCAAGUUCGGCCAUGGCCGUUUCCAGACAGCCCAAGAGAAGAGGGUCUUCAUGGGUCCCCAGAAGAAGCAUCUCGAGCAGGACAAACCGGCGACCUCGGGAGACUUGUCGGCUCCACGGGACGGGGAAGCCUGAGAGGAGGCGGCGCGAUCCCCGCCCACAGCCCCUAAUAAAGGCCGCGGCCGCUCUGCCCGCCCCGUGUCGGAGUUGGGGGCACGGCCGGACGGCCCACCGCCGGACGCCGGGGCUCAGCACGCGGGACCGGGCGGGGGAAGGGCCUCGGGUCGCGGCCAGCGGGGAGCCCUGCCCGGGCGGCCGGGAGGCAGGAGAGGCGGGGCCUGUGGGGGCCGAAGCCGGAACCCCGGUCCCGGGGCGCGAUUGGUCCCCGGAAGGGGCGGGUCCUCGGGAGGAGGGCCGUGCGGGGAGGACGUGAUUGGCGCCCGGGGGCGUGGAGGCUGGCGCAGUCCCGGGGUAGGCGCCGGCGGCCGCGGGUGUGUCCCGGCGGCGGGCGCGCAUCGGCCCCUGCGGCGCCAUGUCCUUCUGCAGCUUCUUCGGGGGCGAGGUCUUCCAGAACCACUUCGAGCCGGGUGUCCUGUGGCAGGUGUGGCAAUGGGCUGGGCCAUGAGUUCCUGAACGACGGCCCCAAGCGGGGGCAGUCCCGCUUCUGAAUAUUCAGCAGCUCUCUGAAGUUCAUCCCUAAAGGCAAAGACACUUCUGCCUCCCAGGCGCAGUAGGCAGGCAGCCCACACCCUUUCCAGGUGGACACCACCGUGGCCACACUCCGGUGGCCCACCUUGGAACGAACCGGAACCCCAGGCAUUCAGGUCGGCGGGUAGCUGAAACAUCAGGAAGGCUCCCAGGGCCUUGGCUCUGUGCUGGUUCUCCUUGGGAAAAGCCCUGGUCUGCCAUCAACAGCCUGUACCCUGCUGCCAGAAUGGGCCUGGAGGACCCAGCUGUCGGCUCAUCUUAGCGUCCUGCUCACACGGGUCUCCAGGGGGUGGGCUCUAGGCCCAGCCAUCUUAAGUCCACUGCCCCCUCCCUGCUUGUCUGGAUUUACCCCUGUGGGGCGCAGUACUAAGGUGGGCCCCAGCCCUUGCCAAAGCUCAUGUCCAUCUUCUCCAGGCUGCACUAGGAGGCAGAAUAAUACAAGGGGGCCCAGCCAGCCACUCCAGCCCCGGUCACUAUAUGAUUCACUCUGGUUAAACCCUUCUAGGCAACCAGAGUGGUGAUAACCUGUGACCCACUUGGAGGGCAGGCCAGGGUCACACAGCCCUGGUUUCUCAGUUACGUGACAUCCUGAACCUGUUUCACAACCUAUGCGGGUGCAGCUUGCCUCACUUGGGCUUAAGAAAGCAGCUCUUACUCCAUUACCUUGACUGUACCAGGCUGGGGAGCUCAGAGCCCCCAGCCUACAGGGCACACCAUCCCGGAACUCAGAGACAUGCCUUACUGCGUAUGCUCAGAAGCUCUCCCGGAAGGGCGGUUGAUGCUGAAGCCCUCCCAUCUUGAGCCCUCUCUGGAGCAAUCAGAUCAAUAAAUGGAUGAAACCCA